This is a messenger RNA of Calliphora vicina (urban bluebottle blowfly), 674 nucleotides long. It is a transcript of the gene RpS13, whose product is annotated as ribosomal protein S13. Gene Ontology annotation, biological process: translation. Lineage: Eukaryota; Metazoa; Arthropoda; Insecta; Diptera; Calliphoridae. The transcript has 3 exons. The coding region runs from base 85 to 540 and encodes 151 amino acids. Gene Ontology annotation, cellular component: ribosome; nucleolus; cytosolic small ribosomal subunit. The record is from RefSeq and is a predicted model, not a curated record. Gene Ontology annotation, molecular function: structural constituent of ribosome; small ribosomal subunit rRNA binding.
UGUUGGUAGCACUGCCGUUCGCCAUGGUGUUUCACCCGCAACAUCCGUUUCGCUCUUUUUGCUGUAGAAUAAAAAUCUGACAAGAUGGGUCGUAUGCACGCUCCAGGAAAGGGUAUUUCCCAAUCAGCUCUGCCCUACAGAAGAACCGUUCCCUCCUGGUUGAAACUCAACGCUGAGGAUGUCAAGGAACAAAUCAAGAAAUUGGGCAAAAAGGGUUUGACCCCUUCCAAAAUUGGUAUCAUCCUUCGUGAUUCCCAUGGUGUUGCUCAAGUUCGUUUCGUUAACGGCAACAAGAUUUUGCGUAUCAUGAAAUCCGUUGGUCUUAAACCCGACAUCCCAGAAGAUUUAUACCACAUGAUCAAGAAGGCUGUUGCCAUCCGCAAGCAUUUGGAACGUAACCGCAAGGAUAAGGAUGGCAAAUUCCGUCUUAUUUUGGUUGAAUCCCGUAUCCACAGAUUGGCCCGCUACUACAAGACCAAGAGUGUCCUCCCACCCAACUGGAAAUACGAAUCCAGCACAGCUUCCGCUUUGGUUGCCUAAGCUGCUCGAUUUGUUUAGAAAGGACAUCAAGGUGUUUUUAAGUUUUUUUUAUAUUUUACAAAUAUAAAACGUGAUUUAAUAAAAAAAAACUGAUGUAAGUUUUUAAAAAACAUAAAAAAUACAUAAAACAUAAA